This is a messenger RNA of Anopheles darlingi, 4950 nucleotides long. RefSeq names its product myosin light chain kinase, smooth muscle-like. Gene Ontology annotation, biological process: protein phosphorylation. NCBI's taxonomy places the organism in Eukaryota, Metazoa, Arthropoda, Insecta, Diptera, Culicidae. The record is from RefSeq and is a predicted model, not a curated record. Gene Ontology annotation, molecular function: protein binding; protein kinase activity; ATP binding. The transcript has 10 exons. Bases 1125 to 4742 code for a protein of 1205 amino acids.
GACGCUGUACGCAUCCGCCUAUAUAGCAUCCAAAUGGCGGAUACUGCGAAUUGAGAUCGAUAACGAAUCAAUUGAUUGGCGGGAUAUCAAGUGACAUGCAACUGGUGCAACUGUGUAAACGGUGCGGGUUUCGAUCGAACGGCCACAUACUCAGCCGCAGUAGUACACUUUCUCGUCCCAUGUCACACCGUGGUACCGUGGAGGGUGGGGAACAUACAACCCCUUUGCCGCCACUGGAGUUGCUCGCCCUUUCUUGCCGUUUGUCUUAUCACCCCUUUGAUACUUGAGUCAUCUGGCGAGCACCUUGCACACCGAACGUACACACAGCAUCUAGGGCAAGUAGCAUCGGUUAUCACUCUCUCUCUGUCUUGCUCUCUCUUUUGCGCACUGGCCACUAGGGCGUACAUCCCCUCUCUUUCACUCGGGGCUACCUUUCUUCCCUUUUUUGUCCCUUCGAUCGAGUGUGGCGCGGUGGCGGACUCAUUACGUCAAUUUGCGAUCGAUUAGAUCGCGAUCGCGCGGUUUCGUACAGCCAGCCAGCAAGCCAGCCAUCGCUCGGAGCUCGCGAACUCGAUCGUGCGAUCGCGGUGGCGCAGCAGCAGCAGCAGCAGCAACAGUUCGGUUCCAAACCGGGUUGGCGCAGGGCAGCGCACACACUAGCUUCACGACUCUUGCCGCAGCGUGACUCCGGCCUGCAGACGCUGGUGCUGGACAGUUUGAAGUUCUUCGUCUGGUGUCUUCGGUGAUCCAGGAAUCUUCCGGAGUUCCACAACACACACACACGGAAUUGGAUUAAUUAAUACGGGCAUAAACAGGGCGCCAAACCGGGCGGGCCAAGCAGCGUGACAACAACGACAGUGCGACCGCAGACUCCGGCAACCCCCAGCGCGGGGUGGGCCCAGGGGGAGGGGAUAAGUGCAUUGAUGUGUGUGCGUGUGUGUGUGUGUGUGUGCGCGUGCGACCGCGACGAGGAGGAAACCACCCCAGGUACCGUGUUUUGUGUCGUAAUCAGUAGCAGCAGUAGCAGCAGCAGCAGCAGAAGAGAUCAUCGAGUGAGUGAGAAAGAGAGAGAGUGUGUGUGCGUUUGAGUGAGUGAAGAACGCCUCAAGGGUUGCGCGGUCAUCAUGAGUGUAGUGGGUCACGGUGGAGGUGGAGGAGUGCCACCGCAGGUCACCAAACUGCACCGCACGAUCCGCUGUACCGUGGGCGAGGAAUUCCGACUGGAAUGCGACGUCCGAGGUUCGCCCACGCCACGCAUCAGCUGGGAGAAGGACGGUGUGCGCGUUAUAACGGACGGUACAGCUGCUGCUGCUAGUAGUGCUGGGCAGGGCAGUGUGGCCGUCUUCAGUGGCACGAGGGCUACGCUCAAGGUCGCGAGCGCUCGUCGUGACCAGACGGGUUCGUAUCGGUGCGUGGCCGAAAACGCACACGGCACUGCAGCGGCCACCGUGCACGUAUUCGUCGUUGGCGAUCCGCGAGAUGCGAACGGCCGUACGAUGAUGCUAACGACAAAGACCGCGGCAGCACCGAACGAGAAGCCCAUCAGCGAAGAGGCUCAGAGUAACAGUGGCACCGUGCCACUCAAGUUCAUCUACGUGCCGCAGAAGAUCGAAGCGUACGAGUACGAGACCGCCGUCUUUCAGUGCAUCAUCGAAGGCUAUCCGACGCCCCGGAUGUCCUGGCAGCGGAACGGGCGGCCACUGAACGCGUCACGCAACAUCUCGAUCCAGAGCAAGGGUUCGCUGUGCACGAUGAAGCUGCAGAACGUGACACCGAAGGAUGCGGGCCCGUACCAGCUGGUGAUCGAGAACGAUAACGGCCGAGUGGAGCGUACGAUCGAGCUGCUGGUGCUCGAAAAGAUUCGCACGAUCAAUCGCAUCAAGCGGAACAGCGUUCCGGCUACGAGCGGUAUCCGGAUCUACCGGCACAUCAACGACUAUGCACCACGGGUGGGCGAGUACAUUCUGCUGAACGCCGAAUACUACGCACCGUCCAUACCGAGUGUCCGCUGCUUUCACAAUGGACGCGAGGUGGACGAUGGUCGGAUCUUUCAUCGGAGCGUUAGCCAGCGGAACCUGUCGCUGAUACUCGAGAAGGCGAAACCGUCCGAUUCGGGCACGUACACGUGCAUCCUGGAGACGAUCGACGGCUGCAUCAAGGUGAUGUCGGCCGAAAUCGAUAUACAGGAGGCCGGGCGCGCCGGCGGACCGAUCGACAAGAUAGCUCGGGUGGUUCGCGAACUGCCGAAAGUGAUCACCGUGACGGAGGGCAACGAGGUGGAGCUGACGCUCGAGCUGCACUGCCCGGAGCUGUUCAAGUUUGUCUGGAAAAAGAAUGGCCGCCCGAUCAAGGAUUCGGUGGAUUUUGCCUACAUCGACCAUGGCAACGGAAUACUGGGAUUACGUUUGAAGGACCCCUUCCUCGAUGACGCCGGACUGUAUGAGUGUAUUAUCGAAACGGGGAAGCAGCAGCUAACGGCCACCUGCUACCUGGAUGUGCUCGAACUGGAACCGGAACCGACGGAAAAUGGUCAACCAGCACAGUGCACGGAGGUAACGGGCGCCAAAUUUCUACGCUUUCCACUCUCGCAGAUCGCCAUCGAGGGCGAUAAUGUGGAGGUAUACGCUUGCAUCCAGCCAACCCCAGACAUCCGGCUCCGCUGGUACGUACGUGGAACAGAGAUAACCAGCGCGAGCAAAGGAUUUUCGAUCGAAUCUCGCGACGAUGGUUACCACACUUUGCGGAUAUUCAACGCUGGCUACAAGCAGAGCGGAGAGGUGAAGUGUUCGCUGUUUCGCUCGACAACCGACACUAGCGUGGCCGCGGCCGUGACCAGUGCGUACGCGGAUCUGUGCGUACUGCCAAAAGCCUACGCCAGCGCUGGCGAACGGAAGGAGAUCGAACGGUACAGUGGCGGAGGCCAGAAGCUUCGCUUCUUGCACGGUCUACAGGAUGAGGUAGUGCUGCAGGGGGAUGAUGUGAUCAUCGAGGCCUGCUUCCAGGGACAACCGCUGUCACAGUUACGCUGGAAACGAUCGGAUCGCUACAUCAUGGAUGGCAACGCGACAACGUGCAAUCUUCCUGGUCGAACCCGUUUACUGCUGAAAAGUAUCGAAGCGGCGCAAGGUGGACGGUACAGCGUACAACUCGAUUCGGCGGCACCCGAGACGUUAUUAUCGAUGUGCUUGCGCGUGGAAUCUCCACCCGAACCACCGGCAGGGCGACCAACGGUGACAACCGUUGCCCACGGGACUACUGCCCUCUCCGUUUCCUGGAAUGCAGCUCCGUAUGAUGGAGGAAGUGCCAUAACUGGUUUUGUGAUCGAAGUGGAGCGGUAUGAUGAGGGGCAGCACCAGUGGACCUGUGUCAAGCGCGUUCCCAACUCGUACUCCUGCGUGGUGGAUAAUCUGGAACCAGCGUACCGGUACCGGUUCCGGAUACGGGCGGAAAAUGUGCACGGUUCCAGUAAUCCAACACCAGCGAGUGAACCGAUAGCACCGGUCGCCGACUACACAUCCGCGACAGAAUCAACUGUUGCUGCCGCAACGAAUGGUAAUGUUUCAAGUGGUGGUGGAGGUAGCGGUAGAACCAAUCGUCCAGCCCACAAGAGUCCAGCUUCGAGCGGGGCCAGCAUCUGCAGCAGCAUUGGCGAUGGAGGUGAGCUGACGAUUGGCAGUGGCCCGAUGAGCAGCGACGGUAGCGGUCACAUCGAGGAGGACACACUGGCUACAGCACCGUCAGCGGUAUCAUCGAUAGUAUUUCCGGUCGAUGGUGUGUUUGCGGAACAGUUCGAGGUCGUAAAGGAAGUCGGCAAAGGUCGGUUCGGGGUCGUGUAUAAGGUCGUAGCACGGGGUGAUGGUACCGUGCUGGCCGCUAAAAAGGUAAAGUGCAUACUGAAGAAGGACAAGGAGCGGGUCUGGCAGGAAACGGCCAUCAUGCAGGGCUUGGAGCAUCCGAAGUUGUUGCGGCUGUACGCAACCUACGAACUACCGAAAGAGAUCAUCAUGGUAAUCGAGUACAUCUCUGGAGGUGAGCUGUUCGAACGGGUCGUUGCGGAUGACUUUACGCUCACCGAGAAGGACUGCAUCAUCUUUGUGCGCCAAAUCUGCCAGGGGGUAGAGCACAUGCACAGUCGACAGAUUGUGCAUCUUGACCUGAAACCGGAGAAUAUCAUGUGCGCCACGAAAACGAGCCACGAGAUCAAAAUUAUCGACUUCGGCCUAGCCCAGCAACUGUGUGCCUCGACGCCAACGCGAGUCCUUUUCGGGACGCCCGAGUUUAUUGCACCGGAGAUCAUAAACUACGAACCGAUCAGCGUGCUCAGCGAUAUGUGGAGUAUCGGCGUGAUCUGCUACGUACUCCUUUCCGGGCUGUCACCCUUCAUGGGCGAUAACGAUGUGGAUACGUUCAGUAACAUUACGAGGGCCGAGUACGAUUUCGAUGAUGAGGCGUUCGAUCUGGUAUCGGACGAGGCGAAGGAAUUCAUUGCCGGAUUGCUGCGGGGCCGGCAGGAGGAACGACUGAGCGCUAGGGAGUGUUUGGAGUCUGGCUGGUUGUCGCUCAAGGACGGUGACACUGUCGGCGUGAACCAGAUCCGGACGGAUAAGUUAAAGAAGUUUAUCAUCCGUAGAAAAUGGCAGAAAACAGGAAAUGCCAUACGGGCCCUCGGUAGGAUGGCUAACUUAUCCGCUUCCCGGCGUGUCUCGGUUAUACCGCGCGAUGCUGCCAACAAUUCCGACUGACAUCCUGGUUGACAUCGAUUGGCUUACUACUGCGAUCCGCGCCAUAGAGAACGCACACGACAGAACGUGCUAGUUGGGGAACACUAGACCGACUCCCCAUGCCUGCUGAAGACGAUAAACGCACGAUGCUGUACAUGCGUGUACAGUUGCUCAGUGGCAGUUGUUAUCUUAUUUAAAUUCCAUACUAAUAAAAUUGUGAAAAGUUGCA